Molecule: messenger RNA, 2421 nt
Organism: Bombina bombina (fire-bellied toad)
Lineage: Eukaryota; Metazoa; Chordata; Amphibia; Anura; Bombinatoridae
Product: collagen alpha-2(I) chain-like
Exons: 4
Coding region: 1-2421 (806 amino acids)
Source: RefSeq, a predicted model, not a curated record
AUGCUGGUAGAGGAUGGUGUAGCUAUAAAGGCUGGUGUAACUAGAGAGGCUGGUGUAACUACAGAGGCUGGUGUAGCUAGAGAGGCUGGUGAAGCUAGAGAGGCUGGUGUAACUAGAGAGGCUGGUGUAACUACAGAGGCUGGUGUAGCUACAGAGGCUGGUGUAACUACAGAGGCUGGUGUAAAUAGAGAGGUUGGUGUGACUACAGAGGCUGGUGUAACUACAGAGGCUGGUGUAACUACAGAGGCUGGAGUAACUAGAGAGGCUGGUGUAACUAGAGAUGCUGGUGUAACUAGAGAGGUUGGUGUAACUAGAGAGGCUGGUGUAACUACAGAGGCUGGUGUUGCUAGAGAAGCUGGUGUAACUACAGAGGCUGGUGUAGCUAGAGAGGCUUGUGUAACUACAGAGGCUAGUGUAGCUAUAGAGGCUGGUGUAACUACAGAGGAUGGUAUAACUAGAGAGGAUGGUGUAGCUAUAGAGGCUGGUGUAACUAGAGAGGCUGGUGUAACUACAGAGGCUGGUGUAACUAGAGAGGCUGGUGUAGCUAGAGAGGCUGGAGUAACUACAGAGGCUGGUGUAACUACAGAGGCUAGUGUAGAUACAGAGGCUGGUGUAACUACAGAGGCUGGUGUAACUAGAGAGGCUGGUGUAACUACAGAGGCUGGUGUAACUAGAGAGGCUGGUGUAACUAGAGAGGUUGGUGUAACUACAGAGGCUGGUCUAACUAGAGAGACUGGUGUAACUAGAGAGGUUGGUGUAACUACAGAGGUUGGUGUAACUACAAAGGCUGGUGUAACUAGAGAGGCUGGUGUAACUACAGAGGCUGGUGUUACUACAGAGGCUGGUGUAACUAGAGAGGCUGGUGUAACUACAGAGGCUGGUGUAACUACAGAGGCUGGUUUAACUAGAGAGGCUGGUGUAGCUGGAGAGUCUGGUGUAGCUAGAGAGACUGGUGAAGCUAGAGAGGCUGGUGUAACUAGAGAGGCUGGUGAAGCUAUAGAGGCUGGUGUAGCUGGAGAGUCUGGUGUAACUACAGAGGCUGGUGUAACUAGAGAGGCUGGUGUAACUACAGAGGUUGGUGUAACUACAGAAGCUGGUGUAACUAGAGAGGCUGGUGUAACUAGAGAGGCUGGUGUAACUACAGAGGCUGGUAUAGCUAGAGAGGCUGGUGUAACUAGAGAGGCUGAUGUAGCUAGAGAGGCUGGUGUAACAACAGAGGCUGGUGUAACUAGAGAGGCUGGUGUAGCUAUAGAGGCUGGUGUAGCUGGAGAGUCUGGUGUAACUACAGAGGCUGGUGUAACUAGAGAUGCUGGUGUAACUACAGAGGCUUGUGUAACUAGAGGGGCUGGUGUAACUACAGAAGCUGGUGUAACUAGAGAGGCUGGUGUAGCUACAGAGGCUGGUGUAACAACAGAGGCAGAGGCUGGUGUAACUAGAGAGGCUGGUGUAGCUAGAGAGGCUGGUGUAGCUAGAGAGGCUGGUGUAACUACAGAGGCUGGUGUAGCUAGAGAGGCUGGUGUAACUACAGAGGCUGGUGUAACUACAGAGGCUGGUGUAACUAGAGAGGCUGGUGUAGCUAGAGAGGCUGGUGUAACUAGAGAGGCUGGUGUAGCUAGAGAGGCUGGUGUAACUACAGAGGCUGGUGUAGCUAGAGAGGCUGAUGUAACUAGAGAGGCUGGUGUAGCUAGAGAGGCUGGUGUAACUAGAGAGGCUGGUGUAGCUAGAGAGGCUGGUGUAGCUAGAGAGGCUGGUGUAACUACAGAGGCUGGUGUAGCUAGAGAGGCUGGUGUAGCUAGAGAGGCUAUUGUAGUUAGAGAGGCUGGUGUAAUUAGAGAGGCUAUUGUAGCUAGAGAGGCUGGUGUAACUAGAGAGGCUGGUGUAACUAGAGAGGCUGGUGUAGCUAGAGAGGCUGGUGUAGCUAGAGAGGCUGAUGUAACUACAGAGGCUGAUGUAACUAGAGAGGCUGGUGUAGCUGGAGAGUCUGGUGUAACUAGAGAGGCUGGUGUAGCUAGAGAGGCUGGUGUAACUAGAGAGGCUGGUGACACUAUAGAGGCUGGUGUAGCUGGAGAGUCUGGUGAAACUACAGAGGCUGGUGUAACUAGAGAGGCUGGUGUAACUAGAGAGGCUGGUGUAGCUAGAGAGGCUGGUGUAACUAGAGAGGCUGGUGUAGCAAGAGAGGCAGGUGUAACUAGAGAGGCUGGUGUAGCUAGAGAGGCUGGUGUAACUACAGAGGUUGGUGUAACUAGAGAGGCUGGUGUAGCUAGAGAGGCUGUUGUAACUACAGAGGCUGGUGUAGCUAGAGAGGCUGGUGUAACUAGAGAGGCUGGUGUAGCAAGAGAGGCAGGUGUAACUAGAGAGGCUGGUGUAGCUAGAGAGGCUGGUGUAACUACAGAGGCUGGUGUAAUAGAGAGGCUGUUGUAG